Messenger RNA from Taeniopygia guttata (zebra finch), 1807 nucleotides. RefSeq names its product glutamine amidotransferase class 1 domain containing 3 (gene GATD3). Gene Ontology annotation, cellular component: mitochondrion. Lineage: Eukaryota; Metazoa; Chordata; Aves; Passeriformes; Estrildidae. The record is from RefSeq and is a predicted model, not a curated record.
CCCCUCCCCGCCUCCAGGGGGCGCCGCCAAGGGCGCGGCGGCCUCCGAGCGCGGCCAUCCCGGUUCCUGUGGGGCUCCUCCGCGCUCCUUCCCGGCUCCUCCGCGACCCUUCCCGGAUCCUCCGCGCCCCUUCCCGGCUCCUCCGCCACCCCCGCCCUCAGCCAUGUUGGCCUGCCGAGGCCCGGCCCUGUGCACCGCGCUGCGGCGAGCAGCGCCCGGCGGCCUCGCUUCCUUCCACUCCUCCGCUCCGCGCUGCCGCGCCGCCCGCGUCGCCGUGGUCCUGUCUGGCUGUGGUGUCUAUGAUGGCACAGAAAUCCACGAGGCAUCAGCUGUACUGGUUCACCUGAGCCGUGGGGGAGCUGAGGUUCAGAUGUACGCUCCAGAUGUCCCUCAGAUGCAUGUCAUUGACCACAGUAAAGGGCAGCCAGCUGAAGCUGAGUCUAGGAAUGUUUUAGUGGAAUCUGCCAGAAUUGCUCGUGGUAAAAUCGCAAGCCUGGCUAAGCUCACUACAGCAGACCACGAUGCUGUGAUAUUCCCCGGUGGAUUUGGAGCUGCCAAAAACUUAUCUACCUUUGCUGUUGAUGGGAAGGAUUGCAAGGUGAACAGAGAAGUUGAGCGAGUCCUGAAAGACUUCCACAAAGCAGGGAAACCUAUUGGCCUGUGCUGCAUUUCCCCAGUGCUGGCAGCAAAGGUGCUCUCUGGUGCUGAGGUGACUGUGGGCCACGAAGAAGAGGAAGGGGGCAAGUGGCCUUAUGCUGGGACUGCAGGAGCCAUCAAAGAGCUGGGAGCAAAACACUGUGUGAAAGAAGUAACCGAAGCUCAUGUGGAUACAAAAAAUAAGGUGGUGACCACCCCAGCAUUUAUGUGUGAAACAGCAUUACACCAUAUCUUUGAUGGCAUUGGAGCAAUGGUAAAGAAUGUGCUAAAAUUAACUGGCAAAUAAAAUCAGAAAUGUUUAAAUUUAGGUUAUAGUAUCAAACAUGUCAUGGACCAAUGGAGACCUUUGCACCUGCUUGUCCUGCUCACACUCUAGUGAAUGCUGAUAUGAAGCUGACUGAUUCCCAGCUGCAGGAUUUUCCAUGCCUUUUUGAGAGAUGGGCAUUGCAGAGGACAAGGAGCCUGGCCCGAGACACAGGAUUUUCUUGAGCUGUUCCAUCUGGAGAGAGCUGACUGGAUGUGUUCUGAAACAAAAUCUUCCCAACACACCAAUGUCAAACCAGUUGUAAGGGGGAAAAAGAGACUCAAGGCUCUUUCAGAAGCUGAGGGCAGAUGUGUUGUAGGGAUUUGGGACAUGGCAACAUAUUUAGUGGAUGAAGAACGGGAGUAGAGGAAUGAAUGUGUGGUUCAAGGUGUCUAAGCUCAGGCCUGUAUCUGGGAACUAACAGCCAGGGUCAUCUUUGAGGGAAAAGAAAAUUGGAAUCUUCCACAUCCUAAUUUAAUCCGGUAUUAAUGAAAAAGUUUUUGUUUAAAUUUCGAAGAAUCCCACUUUCACAGAGCCAUUCUGAACAUUGAUCAGCAGCAGGACGCAACUGCCACAACAGCAGCACUUUGAAAAACUCAUCCAUUGGCCCAUUAUAGUUUUAAAAGAUCUUGAAAUGAAGAAGAGAAUAAUAUCAGCUGACGUGACGCACAACUCUUAAGGACAGCACCCCGUUAAAGCAGUUGUAUGACAAGUAGUGAAUGGAAAAAACAAUCUCAAAUUAUCCUAACUUCCCCUGCUUCAGGGCAAUAAAGCUUUCCCCAGAGAAGUAUUAUUGAAUGUCUGGAAUAAUGAUGUAUAAAUAAAUUAAUUUCUGCCUUUAUCUUA